This is a messenger RNA of Glossina fuscipes, 1981 nucleotides long. Its product is annotated as ras-interacting protein RIP3. NCBI's taxonomy places the organism in Eukaryota, Metazoa, Arthropoda, Insecta, Diptera, Glossinidae. Gene Ontology annotation, molecular function: protein binding. The coding region runs from base 41 to 1948 and encodes 635 amino acids. The record is from RefSeq and is a predicted model, not a curated record. The transcript is spliced from 3 exons.
GAAAGUGUUGACACAACAAAGAAGCAAACAAAAUAGAAAAAUGUUUUUAGAAAAAUUAAAAUAUUUGCUAAUAAUCGUUACCUUAAGCGUUCAUAUUGCUAACACCGUUAAUGUUGAUAAUGAAGAAGAGAAAAACUCCUCAUCAACGCAAUUAGAUAACAUUCACGCACAUCUCGAUAUAAAUUCCACAAAUAUGAGAGAGGGACGAUUAAUACAUUUAACAAGGAAUCCCGGUUUCGCUAUGAGACGCCGAAUGCCAAUUAAAAUUAUACCUCGAGCAGACCACUACCCCAUCGGUGGUAAUCUUAAUCCUGUUAGACGUUAUCCGUUAAGAUUUGUCCAGGGUGUGGGUGGUUCUGGACCUUUACUACGUUAUAGCUAUGAGUCUCCAAAAAGUUCAAAAUAUAUAAGUAACAAGGGGCAGUUCUUAAAUAAUGGUAAGGUCAGCGCCUAUAGGCAUCAACUUCUCUCCCUGCAUCCGAAUUCGCUGGCAGCAAACCCAUCGCAACAAUAUUUGCAAAAUUUUAAAGCGUCGGUGCAAAUCAAUUCUAAAGCGGCUAUACUUGGUCAUGGUAUGCAUGGUCAGCAAGAGAGCUUUGCGAAAUUGAUUAAAUCGCAACAAGCGGCACAAAAUCCAUACUACAUAGAACCUCAACAGCAUCCCAUACCUGAUCAAGAGAAAAUGUUAAAAUAUAAUGAACAACAUGAGAAAUAUUUACAACAGCAGCAACACUUAACCGCCCGAGAUCCAUUGGGUUAUUACAAGCAACAACAGCAGCAACAAGCCCAACAAUACUUCGGACAGACAGAGCAGAACGCCCAAACCACUCCGCCAGCACCAUCGACGCAUACUUAUUCGGUUUACGAGGAUAAUGAUAUGACAGAAUUGCAAAACGUUAAUUAUUUAGCCACAAAUCAAAUCGACCUGGAAAAGGAAGCUCAAGAUUAUUUGAGAUUUAUGAACACAAACGAUUACUUUGUACCACGGAGAGAACCGAACUAUAAACAGUUAGAUGAGGAAAACGAUAAACGUCAAUAUCAACAAGUAAAAAAGCAAAAUCAAGAGCAACAACAACAACAACAGAAACAACAGCAACAACUACGACAACAAACACAACAUUCUUAUGGACAGAAAAAACAAGUUUAUCACUCCUUACAGCAGCAACAACCACAAAAGCAACAACAGCAGCAGCAGCAUCAACAGCAGCAUCAACAACAGCCGCAAACGCAGCAAUCAGCAUUUGUGAAACCCAUAAAAAUAUCAAAUCUAUACUAUCAAGAUGACGCUACCGGUCCAAUUCAAGCUUCUACGGUAGUGAGAACCAGUUAUUCAACCGGCUAUAAGCAAAGCCAGAUAAAGCAGACGGCAGCGACAACAGUUGCCACACCACAAACCCAAGCUGCCCCUAAAAAUGUUCAUAAACAGAUUCGUUACAGUAGUCGAACACCGGAGCCCAUGCGAUUUGAAUUUACAGAACAAGAUGCCAUUAUAAAUGGCGCAACGUACACGCAUGCUCCGAAACAGCAGCUAAAAUAUAAAGCUAUACUAAAAGCAGUUAGCCCAAGAUCCCCCCCAGCAGUAGAAAGUUCUACAACCGCUACUACAUUAAGAACUGGUGGAUAUAAUGAAAUUCCUAGUGAACACACUCAUAAUGACAGCGACGACCCUGAAGAUGAUGAUGACAUGCAAGGAGAAUAUUUGAAUGUAUAUGGUCGCCAACCAUUGGUCGGCAUAACGAGCAGUACGACGGAACAUGCACAAAAUGAUCAGAAGGAUACAGAAGAAUAUUGCGAGCGCAUAUGCGCAAUAGUGGACGACGAACAUGAAGAAAUUGUAUGCGGUUCCGAUGGCUAUAUGUAUACUAGUGAAGCUCAAAUGGAAUGUUAUGCAUCAUGUCUACAUAUCGAUGUUACGAUAUUAAGCAAAGGGUCGUGUACUACAAGAUAGACCAGCUAAAACCAUGAACUUUCGGAAUUUGUU